Molecule: messenger RNA, 1566 nt
Organism: Solanum stenotomum
Lineage: Eukaryota; Viridiplantae; Streptophyta; Magnoliopsida; Solanales; Solanaceae
Product: myb-related protein 2-like
Exons: 7
Coding region: 102-1349 (415 amino acids)
Molecular function (GO): DNA binding; DNA-binding transcription factor activity
Source: RefSeq, a predicted model, not a curated record
AUAUACUGUGAAGAAUAGUAAAGAAUCAUUACUUGGUAAUUCAAGAGUAAGACAAGACUGGAGCCACUGAACGCGACAUCAGAUUCCCUCUAGGCCAGAAGAUGUACCAUCAUCACCACCAAGCUUCCAGCAUGCACCCUUCAACAAGAAUGCCUUUCCCUGAAAGGCAUCUGUUCCUACAAGGUGGGAAUGCCAAUGGAGACUCAGGGCUUGUUCUUUCAACGGAUGCUAAGCCAAGAUUGAAAUGGACGCCAGACCUCCAUGAGAGGUUUAUAGAAGCAGUUACCCAACUUGGUGGGGCAGACAAAGCCACACCAAAAUCAGUUCUGAAACUUAUGGGGAUCCCGGGACUAACCUUGUACCACUUAAAGAGCCAUCUUCAGAAAUACAGGCUAAGUAAGAACCACCAUGGACAAGCAAAUCUUAGCGGGGUCAAUAAAGCUGCAGCAAGUAUGGAGAAAAUAUGUGAGAGCACUGGAAGUCCUACGAGCAAUCCAAGCAUUGGACCCCAACCAAACAACAAUCUACCAAUAAGUGAAGCAAUACAAAUGCAAAUUGAUGUCCAAAGAAGGCUUCAUGAGCAGCUUGAGGUGCAACGACAUUUACAGCUAAGGAUAGAGGCUCAAGGGAAAUAUUUGCAGGCUGUGCUCGAGAAAGCACAAGAAACCCUUGGAACACAAAACUUGGGAACAAUUGGAUUAGAGGCAGCUAAGGUUCAACUGUCUGAUUUGGUAUCCAAAGUAUCCAACCAAUGCCUGAAUUCUGCAUUUUCAGAGAUACAAGAACUUUCAGGAUUUCACACUCCACAAACACAAGCAACCCAGCGGUUAGCAGAUUGUUCAAUGGAUAGCUGCUUAACCUCCUCUGAAGGCCCCUUGAGGGACCUGCAGGAAAUGCAUAAUAACCAACUUGGCCUGAGGACUUUAAACUUUGGACCAUGUACAGAAGAAAUUGAAAAUCAGACCAGGUUACAGCAGACUGCACUAAGAUGGCGUGAUGACCUCAAGGAAAACAGAUUGUUUCCCAAAAUGGAUGAGGAUACAGAAAAAGAAUUUGCCAAAGAGACUAACUGGAGCAACUUAUCAAUGAAUGUUGGAAUCCAAGGAGGAAAACGGAAUGUUAACAGUAGCUACGUUGAUGGAAGACUUAAUGGAAUAGAUGCAGACAUCAAACUUUUUCACCAAGCUGCAACUGACAGAAGUGAUUCAACGAAACCAGAGAAGCAGGUGUCACCACAAGAGUAUAAGCUACCAUACUUUGCUCCGAAGUUGGACCUAAACACGGAUGAUCAAACUGAUGCUGCUUCUAAUUGCAAGCAACUUGACUUAAAUGGUUUCAGUUGGAAUUGAGAGAUCUCAUCUCCAAAUAGAAGUAAAAAUAUGAGUAAUUAUGUCUCAAACAGACGCCCACACGUGGUAUACUGAGCUGAUGCUCCUUUUGGAAGGAAUAAAAUACCGUGUAACAAUUAGAAUUCAAGAUUAUAUACAAUACUGUAACACCAUUGGAUCUUCAGGAUUCUCAUUUUCUGGUCUAAUACCUAACUUAUUCUGUUGCAUAAUUUUUAGC